Messenger RNA from Hypanus sabinus (Atlantic stingray), 763 nucleotides. RefSeq names its product cilia and flagella associated protein 144 (gene cfap144). The transcript has 4 exons. The record is from RefSeq and is a predicted model, not a curated record. The coding region runs from base 227 to 628 and encodes 133 amino acids. Gene Ontology annotation, cellular component: ciliary base. Lineage: Eukaryota; Metazoa; Chordata; Chondrichthyes; Myliobatiformes; Dasyatidae.
CGUGGACCUAUUGUGGGAUAGGCGAAUUGUAGAUUAAAUUGAAACGAUUAAUAUUACUUUCCCAUUCAGUAACAGUUUGGGACUGAAAUCUCACGAGGUCUCCAGGAGUGUGGGGGAGGGAGGAUGUGUUUGGGUUCCGCCGCUGGUUGCCUGGUGACCAGAGUAACACUCCGCUGGCAGCCGGGAGGGAGUUUCUGUGACCGAGAGGGCAAGGAGACCUCACAGGAUGGCCCGGCCGGUGGAGAAAGCACCAAAAGAUGCCGUGCAGCAGCUGGCCAUUGACCGGGAAACCAUCAGGAAAGAACUCCGCAGCCAGAAACUCUACACAAACUUCAACAUCAACUUCCGCACGAAGUUCCAUUGUAUUACAGGAAAACCUAAUGUUUGCGAUGUGGAUAUGGAAGGGGAGGAGGAUCAGCAGUUGUCCGGAAUACUAAGGCGCAACUUUUUGGAGCCAAGGAUGAAAUACACCAUGCCCCAGACAGAAGCUCAGGAGAUUGGCUGGAUAACGACUCCACUGGUUUCUUCAGACCGGAAUGAUCGGAGACUGAACUUCCCUCACCAAAGCAAUGAAAUUACAAGAUUUAUGGCACAGUACUUUCUUCAAAAGGAAAACUCCAAUAAUUAAUGGAAGGCACAUAACAUUCCUUUGACGUACGUACUGGUUAUGACAAGACUUAAGAGAUGUAAACAUAACAUGAGCAAGCUAGUUGUAAUUUUGCAUAUUUGUCGAGAAUAAACAUGCAUAACUGCUGGAAAAUAG